AUGUCGGACAACCAGAGUGGAAUGGUAAUCUGGCAUCCAUUGCCGCCAGAGUCUGAUGCUAAUAGUCUUGUUGACAUCGUCUUUCUUCACGGUCUCAACGGCUCCAUUGGAAACACUUUUACUCAAACCACCGGAAGAUUUGGAAAGCGACACCGUGUGACGUGGCCGAGAGAUCUUCUUGGGGAAGAUCUCACGGUGAACGGAACUCUGCAGGCCAGGAUAAUGGGGUUCGGCUUUGACGCUGACCUCUUUAACUUCUUCGGCCGGAAGGGUCGCGAAACCAUCGCCAGCACUGCGGAUACAUUUCUGUCUGCUUUGGCCAACGUGAGACGGGAGGACUACCAGCGGGAACGUCCGCUGAUAUUCUUUGGACACAGCCUAGGAGGCCUGAUCAUCAAGAGAGCACUGGUGAAAGCUUGGAAUGAAGAUGACCCAAGCAGUGGAGACGUAUUUCGCCGGAGAAGACUCACCGCGACCAGUACAAGAGCCAUCAUUUUUGCGGGAACUCCGCACCGCGGGGCAGAUGCUGCUCAACUAGCAACAUGGAGCACAUCAUGGUUAGCCGCCUUCGGCGUACCGACAUCGGAUGAAAACCUCAGAGAACUACAACUCGGCUCAAACACAACGCAGAUGCUCCGUGAAGAGUUUUCGGUUUUUAGACGCAAGCUACGUGAUAGCCGGAUGAAUAUGACGCCUCCACGACCAGAUAUCACGAUAUACACUUUCUGUGAGAGUUUGCCAAUGCCAGUGAUUGUGACCAAAGAAUCCGCACAAAUGGAUAGUCAAAACGAAAUAAUCGUCUCCAUUGAGAGGCGCGAUCAUCGGACCAUGGUCAAAUUUGAAAAUCGGACCGAACCAGGCUAUAUACAGUUUGUCGCAGCGAUGAAGGAUGUGAUUGAUGAGGUGCGGCGGGAAAAGAUGGCCUCUUCGUCGAGGCCUUUGACGCCGUAUUCAACCACUUCCUCCCCCAGUGCAACACGGAACUAUGCUUUGAUGCCCCAAGCCCACGAACAUUUUGUCUGGCAUAACCACGAUCAGCACAACAGCCCACAGCAUCUUCUUCAGGGAAGACAAGCAGAAUACUAUACGGAAUCGACACCGGGCUCCUUGAAAGGCCUUGGCAUUUAUUCGAAUCCUCAUCAUGAAUCACCACGGAGCUCAGCUGAACUUACCAUAUCUCCACAGAGUGUCUCGCCAGCCACAGUUACACCUUACGAGUCCUACCACCCGACUAGCACACACCAGAAAACACGUGAUGCUGAAGUGGAAAGUCUUCUUGAAGCCGGAAGAGACAGAAGGCUUGCGGCGACUCACACGCGCGACACAGUGCAAGCACUGAGGCUAUUUGAAAGAGCGCUUCACGUGUCGCAGCAGUCUCGCUCGCCUGACUUAUGCAACAAAACACACGCUUACUUCGGGAUGACUGACUGUUUCAGUGAUCUUAGUGAGAGCAAAAGUUCAAAGCUUAAUCUCAUUCAAAAGAUAGAGUACGUUCGAAGAGCCAAGAAUGCUUGCAGCGAGGCAUUACAGCUGGCACAACAAGGCGACAACCCCGGCCAGGCGAGGCGAGCGCGAAUAUACCAGGCCCGUGCAGAUGCGCAAGAUGUGAUUCUUAGAAGCCAGCUACCAGUCAAAGAUUACGGUCAACUACGGACUGCCAAGCAAGCUGCGGCGCUUGCGCUUCAGGAGAGUCUGAGCGAAUUGCAGCGCGAUGUCAACCGUGAACAUUUAUUAUGGAAUCUCGCAGAGAAAAAGCUGGCUCAGUUGAACGAGGUCAGGUUGCGUACGCCAGUGCGGGACUAUUCUUUCAACCAUAUUGAUAGAGUUGUCAGCCAACCAAGAUAA
This is a messenger RNA of Penicillium canariense, 1845 nucleotides long. RefSeq lists its product as uncharacterized. The transcript is spliced from 7 exons. The record is from RefSeq and is a predicted model, not a curated record. Bases 1 to 1845 code for a protein of 614 amino acids. Lineage: Eukaryota; Fungi; Ascomycota; Eurotiomycetes; Eurotiales; Aspergillaceae.